Molecule: messenger RNA, 5248 nt
Organism: Trichobilharzia szidati
Lineage: Eukaryota; Metazoa; Platyhelminthes; Trematoda; Strigeidida; Schistosomatidae
Source: the annotation of a GenBank genome assembly
CGCCAUAGUGAGCGCCAUAGUCACCGUAGCUGUUGGCGACUGUUUCCUGUCAACUAAGGUGUACAGAUCUUUGCAUUUUACCCUCUGGUGGUCAUGCAAUCUGCAUCUGGACCAGGUGCCACCAUCGUACAUGUUCCUCCAAAGAGUCAUACCAUCUUACAACAAGGUAGUCAGCAUGUUCUGCUUGGAAAACUUGAGUCUCCUAACAAUCGUCCUCCAACAAGUGGAGUUGAAACUAGCCUAUUACAGGCAGUUCAUUCAAAUAACUCCCAAACUAUAUAUCCUGCUCAUUAUAUUGAAGCUAUAGCUGAACAAAUGGUUUAUGCAGGAAAUGGAGAAGGCGGUGGGAUUCUCGAGAUUAAGUCUGGUACGCCUUUAAGAAAACUAUUUGCAUCAGUCACGAAAUCUGUGUCUGGACAGUACCAAGAAUAUACACCGAUUAUUUAUGCUCCUGUUUCAAGUGGACAAACUUAUUAUCAAACAGCUAAUGGACAAGUUUUAGCUACGGCUUUUGGUUCUACUGUGACAGCUGGGCAAGCUGGUAGCAGUCUUCAUGCAGCUGCUGCACAUACAAAUUUAGGCGCUGGACAUGCUCAAUUAGUUACUCAUCAAGGUGCUACAUAUCUAGUCCAAGGCGCUCAACUAGACGAUGAUCCAUCAGCUAUUUCACAUACAGCAAAAGCUAGUCCCGUCACUGUUCAAUGGCUUGUUGAUAACUAUGAAACAGCGGAAGGUGUUAGCCUGCCACGUAGUACCCUAUACUUUCAUUAUCUUCAUCAUUGUAAUGAACACAAGCUGGAACCAAUGAAUCCAGCAUCAUUUGGUAAACUGAUACGUUCAGUAUUUUAUGGUCUGCGUACACGACGUCUUGGUACGCGUGGAAAUUCUAAAUAUCAUUAUUAUGGGAUACGUAUUAAACCGAAUUCACCAUUGAAUCAUUUUGUCGAGGAUGCCGGCUUCUCACUUCGACAUUAUCCAAAUUAUCAUCGUCAAACAAUGGAAGCUGCAGCUGAAUGGAAAUAUUUCAAUAGUAAUAAUACUAAUAAUAAUACUAAUAGUAAUAGUAAUAGUAGUGGUAAUUCAACGUUGAAUCGUUUAAAAUCAUUAAAUACUACUGGGAAUGGAAUUAACAGUAAUAGUAGUAGUAGUGGUUCUGGUUUAGGCAGUACUAUUGGAUUAAACAAUUCAAACAACAAUAGUGCAAAUAUUCAUUCCACAUCACUUACUAAUAAUUAUUCUCAACUAUCAUCAUCACAUCAUACACCUGGCGUGUUACGUCCGGAUAAAUGCUUGACAAAUAAUUCUUAUAGUAGUAGUAAUAAUAGUAAUAAUAAUCAAAGUGGAAAUGCUAUCUCAAUUUCUGGUAAUCAGAGAAUUGAAAGUAUAGCAAACAAUUCAUCAUUAUCUAGUCCUUUAUUACUUUCUACCAGUCAACAUCAUGCACAAUUCCUUGGUGAAGCUAGUUCUGCAUUGCCGAAUUUAGAUGAAAUUUGUCGAUCAUCUGGUCUCCCGGUGCCUAGUGAAGUUGAUUUAACCUCAGAUGAUAGUCCUUCAGGUAAAGGUGGUGGUCGUUUAAAAAUUGAACCAUCCUCAUCACCCCCAUCGUCAUCAUCAUCAUCAUCAGCUACAAACUCAUUUAAUGAAGAUGUUAUUACAUUCUGUCGUCUUUAUGCUCUUUCUGCUGGUUAUAUGUUAGAUGCUGUUGUAAACUUAGACUUUACUGCUAUUGAAACAGUAUGGAAAGCUUUUUGGUGCAGAGAAGAAGUACGAGAUUCUCGUUUAAAACAAAGUUUAUCUCAGGAACGCUUAUGUUCACUUGUAUCAGAUCCGGCUAUUUUACAAUUUGUUCGACUUUAUGAUCAUACUUUCUAUCAAUCAUUGGCUGAAGUUUUAAUUCCAAAUGUACUUCGACCUAUUCCACCAACUUUAACACAAGCAAUUCGUAAUUUUGCUAAAUCUCUUGAAGGUUGGAUGCGUCAAGCUACACUUGGUUUAGAUUCAGCUCUUGUUGGCUUGAAAGUCUCUGCUGUUUCAUCAUUAGCACAAACUCUACGACGUUAUACUAGUCUAAAUCAUUUAGCUCAAGCUGCACGAGCUGUUUUAAAAAAUGCUAAUCAAAUUAAUCAAAUGUUAACCGAUCUUAAUCGUGUUGACUUUAAUAAUGUACAGGAACAAGCUUCAUGGGUUUGUCAAUGCAGUGAUGCUACUGUAAGCCAAUUAGAGCAUGAUUUCAAGAGAAUAUUACAAAAGCAUGCCUCGUUAGAAGAAUGGGCUCAAUGGUUAGAUACAGUAGUUACAAGUAUUUUACAACCACUUGAAGGUAAUAGUUUAGCUUAUACUAAAGCUGCACAUCAAUUAGUCUUAAAAUGGUCCUUUUACAGUUCAAUGGUUAUACGUGAUUUGACGUUAAGAUCAGCAUCAAGUUUUGGUAGUUUUCAUCUCAUCCGUCUACUUUAUGAUGAAUAUAUAUUUUAUCUGGUUGAACAUAAAGUUGCUGCUCAUCUAGGCAUGACACCAGUUGCUGUAAUGGGUGAAAUGGGCAGGGAUAUUACUCAACAACAUUGUGCUCAAACACGUUUACACUUGGAUUUACCUAUUCGUAGUGAUAUUGUACGAUCUUCAAAAUCAAAUAAUAAUAAUACUAAUCAUAAUAAUAUUAAUGAUACGAAUAAUUCUUCAUCAGUAAAACUCUCAAAUUCUCUAGACUCUUCACAACAUCAUCAUAAUGAUAUCGAUGGAAGUCAUAGAGAUUCUCUAAGUUCAUCUAAAGACUGCAAGAUCAGUACUUCUACUACUAUUAUUAUUGAUAAUAAUAAUAAUAAUAAUAAUAAUAAUAAUCAGAAACAUAAAUCCAGUAUUGAUCAACAAGAUCGAGUAGAUGGUGUACAUGAUGCCGAUGUUGAUGAGGAUGAUGAUGAUGACAAUAAUACUGCUAAUAAUCUGAAUGCUACUAAUACCGAUAUUGAUGAUUUCGAUGAAGAAGUGGAUGAAUAUUUAGAUGAUGAAGAAGAAGUAGAUGAUUCAUUUGGUGAUGAAAGUGCUAUGCUAAAACAAGCACAUGCAUCAGCACAAGCAUAUUGUCGUCGGAGUACUACUACAGCUACAGCUACAGCUAUAUCGACAUCAUCAUCUACAUCAACAUCAUCAGCGAAUAUUCUAUUUCAAUCAACAAAUAUUCUCUCGAAUAAUCAUCUUGUUGACGAUACUACUAUUAAUGAGGUAAAAAUCGAGGAUAAUCUUCAAGAAGAAAAUUAUACUACAAAAGAAACUCAAAGCACAAAAAAUAAAGAUACUGUAGGCGAUAUUAAAAAGGGUGGUGGCUGUGAUGAUGAUGGUAGUAAUAAUAAUAACAGUAAUAACAAUAGCGGGACAAUUCGAAGUGACAAGACAGCAUUAUUGACGGGGAAUCAAAUAAAUAUUUCUAAUCAUCAUCAUCAUUCAGAGAAAGAUAAAACAGCAACAACAACACCAACAACAACAAUUCGUAAUUGUUCCCCACCAUCUAUUGUAACAAUGCCUACGCCUGUACGUAAAGUGGUUCGUGUAACAACAUUCUGUGAUUCAAGACAACAAAGUAACGAUUCAUCGUUUAAAAACUCUACUCCACUGACAACAACAGUGACUACACGUCCUAUCAGUUUAAAACAGUCUUCACCAUCGUCAUUAUCUGGUGGCGGUUUAACUCUAAUAUCAAGUAAUAAUAGUAGUAAUAAUAAUAUUGUUAAUCUAAGCGAAAAUUCUUCUUUUAAUGAUCCAACUUCAUCGUCAGCAUCCUUCAAUGUAACUACUAUACCUACUUCAAUUGGUACUGCCAAGGUGACUGUAACCGCCACCACCAAUGAUACAAGUUAUGCUAAACGACAAAAAUUAUUAUAAUUUACAAAAAGCAAAGCAAGUUGUGUUGUUUUUCUUUGUUCAUUCAUAGCUUGUUUGUUGCUUUUUCUUUUCUUGUGUUUGAUAUAUUUUUAUCCAGUGAAACAAAUUCUCAAUGUGUGCUCUUUCUCUACCCUUCUUCUCAUGUGCAUUAUAAUGAAUCUACUCUAUUCUAAAUGUGAUGUGUGUAACACUGGCUGUUCUUCUCCCUCCUCCUCCUCCUCGCCUUUGUCCUCUUCUUUUUCCUCUUCAACUGAACGUGUCUUAUCUGUUAUUGUGCAUAUAGAGAUGUCCGUUCAAGUUGAACUUGGGCGCGGAGUGGGGGUGGGGCAGGCUGUGGAAUCGAUUCACCUCCUUGUUUUCUUAUUUGUUGAUUUGUUCAUCUUUGUUUUGUUGUUUAUUUUUGUUUUCUUGUUUUUUUUGUAACUUUUUCUUUCAUAUCCUAAUUUAAUCCCGUUUUAACAAUAGACAAUUGACAACUGUGAAAUGUACUCAUCAUUAUCAUCAUCCCUAUAUAUGUAUGUAUGUGUUGUAUACGCACGCACUGAAACAUUUACACUGUAAUUUUUGUAUAUUAUCGUUGUUAUCUAUCUUCAUUCACAUACACACACACACAUUAUCACACACUUACACAUAAACAUACAUACAUACAUACAUACAUACACAUAAUGCUGUUAUUAUUAUUCUGUUUAUUUCAAUAUGUUAUGAUGAUGACAACACCUUGUGUACCACCUUUUGCGCAAUGUGUUGCAUAAUGCUUACAACACUGCCUACUUUACUCAUAUUCCCUCUUUAAUGUUUUGAUGAACUAGUCGAUUCUUUAUUAGUGGUGGUGGUGAUCAAUAAAAGUGUUUUUUUAUUAUCAGUAGUAUAUGUGUAAUUACGAAUCACAACUACCACCACCACCCUACCCGCAUAUGUUUGUUUGUCUGUUUGUUUAUUUGUUUGUUCUUGUUUAUAUCUAAUUGAUAGAAGUGUGGUGGUUAGAUUGAAAAAAAUGUUUUUCUUUGACUUUUUUAUCCACUUCCCCCUCCUGGUCUCCUUUGUUUUUCUAUUGAUAAUGAAUGAAUUCAAAAAUGCAUUUUCUUUUUUUUUGUGUGUGUGUAUGAGUGAGUUAGUUAGUUUUUUUAUUCUCUUGUAAAUUUGUUCAUCUUUUCUUUCUUUCUUUUUUAAACAAAAAUAAUAAAUUAUUUCGUUGAAAAGGAGGAUAUGUGUGCAUGUGCGUCCGUGCGUGCCUGCGUGCUGGUGUGUGUGUGUGUAUUUUGAAAGGUUUCCGUGUACACACAUGUUUGCUUACUUACUAAUAUAAUAUUAACAAUAUAAAUGGUGAUAGUAAGUAAUAAUGUAUUGCAAAUAAAAGUUGUAUUUUCGAUAA